This is a messenger RNA of Astyanax mexicanus (Mexican tetra), 3038 nucleotides long. It is a transcript of the gene csgalnact2, whose product is annotated as chondroitin sulfate N-acetylgalactosaminyltransferase 2. The transcript is spliced from 8 exons. The record is from RefSeq and is a predicted model, not a curated record. Gene Ontology annotation, molecular function: glucuronosyl-N-acetylgalactosaminyl-proteoglycan 4-beta-N-acetylgalactosaminyltransferase activity. Lineage: Eukaryota; Metazoa; Chordata; Actinopteri; Characiformes; Acestrorhamphidae. Bases 460 to 2085 code for a protein of 541 amino acids. Gene Ontology annotation, cellular component: Golgi cisterna membrane.
GAUGAAGCCCAGUCGGAAACGGCCCCCAUAUUUUUCUCUGUUGUUCCGUGUUUUGUGCCCCGUGGCGUUUAGUUCCCACGUUUGUUUUGCAGAGACUGGAGGAUAUCCUCUCCGUUUAACGCCGCGAGCAGCAGCGCGGGAUCCGAGGUGGCACCUUCUUGUUAAACAGGACCACGCUUGAGAUGAGCACACAGGCUUGUCAGUGGUGUUUUUGCACAUUUCUGAGAAAUCUAAAUAUUUAUACGGGACUGUCUUAGGAAUGCAGCAUGACUACAAAGGAUGUGUGACUUUGCUGCACUCUGCCCUCGCAGUUUCCCUUUUCUGUGGAAAUCGUACAUCAGAGGAUGAAGAUUUUAUAAAUGAUUCUUGAAAUAGCCCUUUAUUCUCCUGAAGUGAGGUUUUGCCAGAGCAGAAAUGAAAAAGAGACGUGGUUGAAGAACAGCUCCCAGUCUCGCAGCGAUGCCCCGGCGAGGGCUGCUACUGCAGGGCCGGGUGCGCUGGCUCCUCCUGGGUGUAUUCUUGCUGUUUGUGUUGCUGUUCUUUAGCUACCUGCUGGAGUGCACUCCUCCUGCAGAUGUAAGUCAUGUGUUACCUGGCCUUGGAGGGGAGCCUUAUGGGAAGGAGUAUUACCAGGCUCUGCUACAGGAGCAAGAGGAGCGGCACCUCAGUCGAGCUGCCAGCCUCAAACGACAGAUUGCACAACUCAAACAGGAGCUACAGGAGAUGAACGACAAGCUGAAGACCCUGCAGGAAAAGAAAGAGGGCCCAGGGCCACAAGGCCUGGUUGAUGGCAAAGAUCAGGAACCUGGUGACCUCCUGGAAUUCUUGCAUUCGCAGAUCGAUAAGGCAGAAGUGAGUACUGGGGCAAAGCUUCCCAGUGAGUACGCCUUAGUGCCCUUUGAGAGCUUCACCACUACGAAGGUUUACCAGCUGGAGAUGGGCCUCACUCGGCAUCCUGAGGAAAAGCCCGUACGGAAAGAUCGUCGAGACGAGCUGGUGGAGGUGAUUGAGGCAGGUCUGGAUGUUUUAAACAACCCAGAUGAAGAGGACGGUCAGGAAGACGACAUGCCCAUGCAGAGGCAGACCUUCACAGACAGCCACUUUGUUGAGGGGCUUUAUAGGACUGAGCGGGACAAAGGCACCCUGUAUGAACUCUACUUUGCGAAGGAGAAUUCUCAUGAAUUCCGUCACGUCACCCUCUUUCGUCCCUUUGGUCCCCUGAUGAAAGUCAGGAGUACAUCUGUGGAUACAGCCAGCACAAUCAUUAACAUUAUUGUGCCUCUGUCAGGCAGAACUGAAGCAUUUGCCCAGUUUCUACACAACUUCAGGGAGGUUUGUAUACAGCAGGACAAGCGUGUGCAUCUCACAGUAGUCUACUUUGGGCAGGAGGGUUUGCAGGAAGUGAAGUCGUCCUUACGGAAAAUGUCCAGUGAGGAGAGCUUCACCAACUACACCCUUAUCCCCGUGGAUGAAGAGUUUUCUCGUGGAAGAGGGCUGGACAUCAGCGCUCACGCGUGGAAGAAAUCGAGCGAUGUGUUGAUGUUCUUCUGUGACGUAGAUAUUUACUUCACACUUGAGUUCCUCAGCACCUGUCGACUCAAUACAACCCCAGGCAAGCGAGUCUUCUAUCCAGUAGUUUUUAGCCUGUACAAUCCUGCUAUAGUAUAUGGAAAUCUUGAACUAACUCCACCUAUUGAACAUCAGCUGAGUCAUAAAAAAGAUGCUGGAUUCUGGAGGGAUUUUGGAUUUGGUAUGACUUGUCAGUAUCGCUCAGACUUCCUCGACAUAGGAGGAUUUGAUCUGGAAGUAAAAGGCUGGGGAGUGGAAGAUGUCCACUUGUACAGGAAGUAUCUGCGGAGCGACCUGAUAGUGAUGCGCACUCCUGUAUCUGGUCUCUUCCACCUGUGGCAUGAGAAGCUGUGUGCGGAUGAGCUGACUCCAGAACAGUACCGCAUGUGCAUCCAGUCCAAGGCUAUGAAUGAAGCCUCCCACUCCCACCUGGGCAUGUUGGUGUUUCGAGAAGAAAUCGAAAACCAUCUUCGCAAACAGGCCUACAAGACUCAGAGCAGAGCAGCAGAGGAUUGAGCUGGUUAUUAAACCUGCUGAAGCUAAAGCACACUGUUGUUAGCCAAUUGAGAUUUAUCUAGAUUUUGUUAAAUCUGAACUAAUGCAAAAAAAAAAUGUGCAUGAACUAAAACAUGGUUUGAAAAUAAACUCGAGACUCCACAUAAGGAUAAAACACGGUUCAUACCACACUACAACACAAAUCAUGCUAAUUGAAGUGCUUUAUGUAAACAUUUCAAAGAUGUGGACUUGAUAAUGUGAUUUCUCUUCUGAAAUCUCUACAAAAGGUCAGUUUACCUUUAUGUUAAUGUGAGUAUUAUUAAUGGAUGUACAAAUACCAUUUCAGUUGGUGCUUUAAUGUUCAAAGCACAUUAUAAAUGGCCUAAUAUAGGCUUCUAGCAGAACUAAGAGUUAUGCAGUUUUUGUAAUGAUUUUUUUAAAUAAUAGAGCCAUACUGGUACUUUUUUAUUUUGUUUCAGAACUCUUGCGCUGUGAUUAAAGGGUCCAGGUCUGUAUAUCAGUGUUAAUGCAACUGAAAGAGACAAUCAGUUUCAUGUGAAAUGGAUGGGAACAAAAAAAAGAUUGUUGGUGAAUGAAUGAGCAAACUGGUUUCUUUUUUUUUUUUUUUUUCCCGCCCUCUCAACCCUUCUUUUCUGUACUUUGUUUAAGCAUGACCAAUGACUAUUCAGCAAUUGUCAAUUUCAGCCUUUGCACUGUGGUUAACGACACUGGUUAGUGUCUUUUGUUGGAGCUCACCCAACUGUAGAUAGUCAAACGCUGACGUCUCCAGCUCUUUCUUAAAGCUGGUUUAAAAAAACUGCUAAACUGCUGAUAGUAGUUAAUACUCACAAAUUAAAUAGUGUCAAACAAACGUAAACAAGGCUGUUUGCUAUAGUUUGAAAUGCAACUGCAUGUUAAAAUGGUCAGUGAUGAAUUUCUCACACUUUUCUUACAAAAUAAAGAAAGAAAGAAGA